AUGGUGCUUAUUUAUUUCUUGAAGGAUAAUCAUUGAAAUUCUUUGAAAGCUUUGUAAGAGAACUCGCCGUAUUCAGUCUUGCUUUGAGAUUAUUGAAGACAAUUCAAGCCUGAACUGAGAUCAUUAAAUAAUAUAUUCGUCUAUUUGGAUGUAUUUCACUGGUUACGGGUGGACUUUGGAUAUUAACAAUCAGUCGUGCCUCCUCCUUUCUCUUUAAUAAUCUGUUAGACCAUGGAAAGAGGCGUCCAUAAGCGUGAAAGAGGCUUGAUAAUCGCGAGAAGAGGCAGAGGAAAACCCGGAAAUAAAACAGUGGGAAAACGGUAAAAAGACCGAUAGAAAUGAUAGGACAACUGUAGCCUAAACGCCUUCAACGUGAUUAAUAGGGUCAGAAAUGCAGGUGGUCCUGAUUUAUUUCUCGAAGGAUAUGCAGUGAAAUUCUUUAGAAGCUUUCUACGAGAACUCGCCGUAUUCAGUCUUGCUUUAAGAUCAUUAAAGACAAUUCAAGCCUGACCUUAUUUUCCAAUACCUGGACCUCAUAAGCAGACGGCUUGAAAGAGGGAGCAAUUUGCAAUGCGAUGGCUCCAAAACCAUAUUCAAGGAAAAUGGAUCACGAGGGAGUGCCAAUAUGGCUACAGCAUAAAAAUCGCCAUAUACAGCUGCGCGAAGAAAGGGGGUUGAUCUCGAGCCUCCUCGUUGGAAGGCAACUUUGAUCCCCACAACUGGUAUUUUGACGUCGAUUGUCAUUAUUUUGAUUGUGAAAAUCACGAGGAAAUGCACUUUUAUUGCUUGUUGGCUGUGGAGGUGUUGUUGGUGGGGCUGACUACUCUGCCUGGGUGAAGCACACUCGCGCGCCCUUGUUCUUCAAAUUAUAUUGAUGAAACUGCUGAAUGACCAAUGGAGCAAAAAAAUCAAAGAACUAAAAUUGAAGGAGGAUAAACAGGAAAUUAUCAUCAAGCGAAGAGAAGGGGAUCAUCAGAAAUUGAUAUCUUUAGCAAAAGAACUUGGUUUGCACAGUCAUAUUUAUAAAGUACAAGCUGGACGGUUUCUUGUUGUGAGUAAUGCCCCAUUACGGCCAGAUCUUUUUGGAGAAGAAUAUACAAAUCCUACCAAUGAAGAUCUAGAGAUAAGUUCUAGCACCCAGCACAGGGAUGAGAGUAAAAGUGAUUGGAUAAGAAAAAUAGAGAAGCUUAAAUGUCAAGAAGUCGAGCAGGAAAUUGUUAUGCGGAGGGAAUCUUUGGGGAAAAUAAAAAAAGUCCAUUUUAUUGAAAAUACAGCUCGAGCAUUGGGUUUAUACUUUCAUGCAUAUGAAUUUAGUCAUUCAAAAUACAGUUGGAAAAAGAAAAAAGAAGUUUUUGUUGUGAGCACGGUUCCACUGCCAAAUUACCGUGCAGAUCUUGACAAGAGGCAUGGAUCAACACAACGUGAGAUUCAAAUAUCAAUGGAUACUGAGCAUAGAGUGGAAAGUAUUCUUGCAAGUGCUAGGGAAGGUUGUGCUCAAAAAAGUGUACAUAGUGAAGCAAGUCAAAUUCACUCUUCACUGCUUCAUUUUCCUGAAGUUCCUCAAACAUAUGAUGAAAAACUGACAUUAAGCCUUGAGAUGUGCCGUCGGCAAUGGCAACAGAAGUUUACUCCAUCUGCUACGGAGAUGCAGCAUCUGAGAGAAAGGCUGCCAUCUUAUAAGAUGAAAGAUCAGCUGCUGACAGCUGUUGCCAAUAACCAGGUUGUGAUUGUUUCUGGUGAAACUGGUUGUGGUAAAACAACUCAAAUACCUCAGUUUAUAUUAGAAGAUGAAAUUGAAUUGCUUCGUGGGGUGAAGUGCAAUAUUGUUUGUACACAGCCUCGUCGAAUCUCUGCUAUAUCUGUGGCUGCACGGGUUGCUUUUGAAAGAGGUGAAAAUUUGGGGGAAACAGUUGGUUACCAAAUUCGGCUCGAGGAAAAGAAAUCACCACGUACUCGUUUGUUAUUUUGCACCAGUGGAGUGCUUCUAAGAUGGCUGGUACAUCGACCAAAUAUUGAUGCUGUUACUCAUGUACUAGUGGAUGAAAUCCACGAAAGGGGCAUGAAUGAAGAUUUUCUCUUGAUUAUUUUACGAGAUCUGCUUUCCAAGCGCCCUGAAUUACGAAUCAUUUUGAUGAGUGCAACCAUCAAUGCAGAGCUUUUUUCUAAAUAUUUUGGAGAUGCACCAAUAAUAUAUAUACCAGGUUUCACUUUUCCUGUCAAACAAUUAUUCUUAGAAGAUGUUUUAGAAACUAUUCGCUACACCAUACCCAAGAAGAAAAAGAUGAAGGCAGAUGAUUUGAGUGAGUUAUUUGAGGAUAUUGAUGUUCGAUCUGAAUACAGAAGAUAUAGCUUGGCUACACAAAGUUCACUUGAGGCUUGGGAUGGAGCAGAAAUUGAUCUGAGACUUGUUGAAGCAACAAUUGAAUAUAUCUGUCGCUCGGAAGGAGAAGGGGCAAUCCUUGUGUUUUUGACAGGGUGGAUUGAAAUCUCAGAUAUGAUUACGAGACUUAGAGAAAAUCCACUAUUAAGUAAUUCGGACAUGUUUAUGUUGCUUCCCUUGCAUGGUUCAAUGCCCACGAUACAUCAACAGGAUAUAUUUCAACAAGCACCCUGGGGUAAGAGAAAGAUAAUAAUUGCCACAAAUAUUGCAGAGACCAGCAUUACCAUAGAUGAUGUUGUGUUUGUUGUUGAUUGUGGCAAAGCAAAAGAAAGUAGUUAUGAUGCUGUAAACAAACUAUCCUCUCUUUCUUCUUCAUGGAUUUCAAAAGCUUCUGCUCACCAGAGAAAGGGACGUGCUGGGCGAGUGAGGCCUGGUGUUUGCUAUCACCUAUAUCCAAGAAUUAUUUAUGAUGCCAUGCCACAGUUUCAGUUACCAGAAAUCCUCCGAACACCUUUGGAAGGACUGUGCCUGCAAAUUAAAAGUCUGCAGUUUGAAAAUGUUGCUAAUUUCUUAGCCAAAGCCCUUCAACCUCCCAAUCCUCUUUCUGUUCAUAAUGCAAUUGACCUUCUUAAGACCAUAGGCGCUUUAAAUGAUAUGGAGGAUCUUACUUCAUUAGGACGCCAUUUAUCUACAUUACCUGUUGACCCCAAAGUCGGAAAAAUGCUGUUGAUGGGAGUUGUUUUCCAGUGUUUGAGCCCAGCAUUGGUAAUUGCCUCAAUGGUUGAUCACCGGAGUCCAUUUAUCCUUCCAAUUGAUGAUAAAUACGAAGCUGAUAAAGCAAAAAAACGUUUUGCAGGAGAUUCCAACAGCGAUCACAUUGCACUUUUGAGGGCUUUUGAAGGUUGGCAGCUUGCCAAGCGUGAUGGCUUGGAAAGCGAAUUCUGCUGUCAAAAUUUCUUAUCGUUGACAGCAUUACAGACAAUAGAGAAAAUGCAAACGCAGUUUUUUGAUCUACUUGCUGACAUUGGAUUCAUUAACAAAACUUUGAGUAUUCAGGAGUACAACAGGUACAGUGCAGACAUAGAAAUGAUUUCUGCUGUUUUAUGUGCGGGCCUUUAUCCAUGUGUUGCACAGUGUAAACCAGCAGGAACAUUCACCAAAGAAGACGGUAAAAUUUCUAUCAAUCCAUCAUCAGUCAACUCACAUAUUCGGGUUUUUCCACGGCCUUAUUUGAUCUAUAGUAAUAAGUUAAAAACAAGUACCAUCUUGAUUGGAGACUCAACCAAUAUAUCUGAUUAUGCUCUGCUUAUGUUUGGGGGCACUCUUACACCAAGUCAAAAUGGGCAAGGCAUAGAGAUGCUUGGAGGUUAUUUACAUUUUUCUUCAUCAGAAAGAACUUUGAAGAUAGUUCAGAAUUUAAGGGCAGCACUUGACAGACUUUUGCAAAGAAAAAUAGAUGAACCUGCAUUGGACAUGCAUGCAGAGGGCGAAGGGGUUGUUCCUGCUGUUAUACAAUUGCUGCAUAGUGAGAAUAGGUGUGAGAAUGCCAAUAGCCGUGAUCCCUAACGUGUAUGCUAUUGAGGAUAGAAAACAGAGCUGUACCAACAGCAAUUAUGUUUCAAAUAAUAGGGACAGAAAACUGUUGAAUUUGGGGUUCAGAAGAUGUAAACUUAUGUUCAAUGAUGCCAGCACUAUUGAUUUAGCUCUGCUUUACAACUUUUUCAAGUCAUCAUUUUGCAAUUUGCAGUUUACUAAAAAUGGUUACUCAUAUGUGUCAAGAACGUACUUAAUUUUUUUUUGGAGGACAGCAGAAGUUUCUUCUACUGAACUGUGUCUGAUUUGUGGGUCUCCUUGGGAUUCUUCCGAACUUAAAUAUCAUUCUGAAGUUUCAAGACAAUAAAAUACGUUGGCAUAUAUAUUGUUGAGGGUUUUGUAUCCACACAAAGAUAAUCUGACUUUUUCAAAAA
This is a messenger RNA of Cryptomeria japonica (Japanese cedar), 4347 nucleotides long. Its product is annotated as DExH-box ATP-dependent RNA helicase DExH1. The coding region runs from base 875 to 3946 and encodes 1023 amino acids. The record is from RefSeq and is a predicted model, not a curated record. Gene Ontology annotation, cellular component: intracellular anatomical structure; nucleus. Gene Ontology annotation, molecular function: ATP binding; RNA binding. NCBI's taxonomy places the organism in Eukaryota, Viridiplantae, Streptophyta, Pinopsida, Cupressales, Cupressaceae. The transcript has 19 exons.